AUGGGCGAGAGGAAAACAACUCAAUUUCCCUCUCCUAUGCCGGAGAAGUUUAUUAAGUUACUUGAAGGUUUUCGUGUGUCCAAAGUACUAUUUGCAGCGUGUGAAUUGAGUAUCUUCGACAAACUGCGCUCCGCAUCCGUACCACAAUCGGCCAGCGAAAUAACGCAGACGUUGUCCUCCAAUCUCGACGCCUCUACACGUCUCAUGGACACCCUUGUGGCAAUGGAAUUCCUAGAAAAAUCCAAACAGGGUGACCGAUGGUUGUACAAUAAUUCUGAAAUGGCCACUAAAUUUCUCACCACAGAGAGUCCUGAUUCCGCACUAGGGCUCAUAAAUUUAGAGAAUAAUAUAUCGUACCACUUCUACGGAAAUCUAGAAAGCGCAGUGAAGGAAGGAGAAACACAGUGGGAGAGGAUAUAUGGAAAAUCAUCCGUAGAGGUUUUCAAAGAGCACUACAACACCGAAGACGACACUUUACGAUUCAUGAGUGCCAUGCAUUUUAACUCACUAUAUGGAAGUUAUGCUGUUGCGAAAGCCAUGGAUUUGAGCGAAUAUAGCAGCUGCUGCGAUUUAGGAGGUAGGUGAAAUUUGCUAUUUCUCGAUUUAUGUUAAGUGAGAGUUUUCUCGAGCUGAAUAUGACGUGUCUCCGUAGACAGGGGUCCAUGGUCCUGAAGUACAGUGGCCCAUAAAGGACAGCACUUUCAAUAAUAAUUUUCACGAACAUUGUAAAAGAAAAGCGCUAAAAAUUUAAUAUUACACUGCCACAAAGCAGUGUAAACCUGCACACUUCACUCCAAUUUAACUCGCUAUGCAAAAAAACACAUCUCCACACUGCAAAUAACAUAAAUUACCGCACUGGAAACAAGAUAUAUCGGUGCACGCUGCAAACAGAAUAGAUAUCCGCAUUGCAACUAAAAAACUUUUGUUUUUACCCACUCCAACCAAAAAAAUUGAACAAUGCAAACAAAGCAAAAUUGCAAAAGGAUUUGCCUAUGAGGAGUACAUAGAACAAAUAUGAAGUGAUGAAAAAAUGUGCCAUAAAAACUACGCAGUCGGAAAAACCACCCUGCUCGCUCUCUUCCUCCCUCGAGAAACCCUUAGAACAAAGUUGAAUUUUUUCAGCAGGUUUAGUGACUUUAGAGGUAGUAUUUAAACAGUGUAAAGAAGUGAGUUACACUCGCUUGUGUACCAAACCUUCUUCAAAACACUAAAGAAAAACAUAGAUUCAUUGUUCAAGAUUUUACGAAGUCGCAUUUCAUAGUUUAUGAGCGAUUUCAAUCCUGAGUCUGUGUAUCUGUGUAGCUUGCGGGAUCAGGGUGCCAGCUCGAGAAUUUUGCCCCAUUCUUCUCACGGCUUAAAUUCAUUGCCGCGGCGCUCCGUGUGGUCUAUGGCUGCCCGUUACCCUUCCCAUGGUCCCUUGCGCUUCGUCACCAGUCACUCGCGUUUCGCGCACGCCUCUAUGCGAAACCUUGAUGCGAAACCAUGUGAAAAGCGAAGCGCCUGAGGAGGAGGCUGGGUCUAUGGUAAAAAGUAUCCCGCGCAAUAAAUCCCGCUAGCUACGCAGGCUAGGGCCAUAUUUUCUCCAGCUAUUUGUCAUCCCGACGUUGUCAGAUUUUAUUCCACAAACUUUUAGACAACGACGCUUUGUAACAGUUUCAUCUUAUUUUGCUGACCUCAAGGUCUGGACGACGCCGUUGCCGUUUUUGAUCUGCGAAAUGAAUUAAAGCUUAAUUUUCCAAUUAUUUUGUCAAUGUAACUAGGUGCUGUGGGCACUCUCGCCUAUGCUUUGUGUCAGUUCAACCCUAAAAUGAAGAUAACAGUUUGUGACUUGGAGCCAGCCGUGAGUUUAGCCCAUCACUUCCGACCAUCAGUUGAAGCUUGCCCAAAUCAAGCCAACGUUUCCUUUGCGGUCGGCGAUUUCUUCAAACCUGAAACCAUACCAAAAGCUGAACUGUAUGUGCUGUCUCACGUUCUCCACGACUGGUCAGAGGAUAAAGUUGACUUGAUUCUUUCAAAUGUCUACAAGUGCUUACCCUCAGGUAAUUUUUAAUGAAAUACCAACACAGUCUUAUUGCACGUACAAUCAGAGACUGGAACUCUAGUUGCCAAAUAGAGUCAUUGAAGAGUAGCCAGUAAAAGCUUUUAAAAUGGCUGUCAUGUGCCAUGUUUAAAAAAACGCUGACCCCGAAAUAUUUUGUUAUUAUUAGUUUUUUUAGCAAUCGCACCUUGUAUCAUAUUUUACUUCUAGCACAUUCAUAUUUUUGCACAUCUGCUGUUAUGCCUUUUGCAGAUCACACAAUUAGAAUUAGAAUAAGAAUUAGAAAUCAAGUUCACUGGUGAAAAGUACGUAAGAACCUUUACGUUCGUAGGUUAUGGAGUGUGGGCAAAUUCUUCGCGAUAAUUAUUCAUACCCUUGGAUUCCCGGGAUUGACACCAGGGCCGAGUUGUUCAAGGCUGGGUUAAGAUAACACAGGGUUAGUGCGAGAUUUGAAUUCAGAUUUGAAAGCUUAAAAAGCAUUUCACUUUUAAUUCUUUUUGUCUACAAGUUGAUGAUUGGAAGCUCUAAAAAUAACAGAGAAAAGUAUCCGAGAAAAUGCUUUCGAACACAAGAAAAAGAGACCCGGGUUAAGUGCUAAUCGGCCUUCCAACAACUGGGCCCAGUUUCAUUGCUAGAAUUCUUAAGCUGACUGUUUGAUUAACAAAAGGCAUUUCAAUUUCUGUCGCUCGAACGGCUUAGAGUCCGUUUCAGUACUGAAUGGUAUGUUUCCUUAUUGUUUGAACAAUCUUUCCCUAUUACCACGAAAAGGGGCAAAAUCCCCAGUUUUUAUAGUUUCUUCUCUUUUUAGGUGGAGGACUUCUCAUUUGUGAACAGAUUUUAAACGAAGAUAAAGACGGCCCAUUGCCUGCCCUUCUUAACUGUCUUCUUAUGUUGGUGGAAACAGGAGGAAAAGAAAGAUCCGCUUCAGAAUACAAGCAUCUCCUGGAAAAGCAUGGAUUUGUAGAUGUUCAAGCGAAAAAAGUUUAUUUCUCUAAAGAUGCCAUUUUAUGCAAAAAGUUGUAA
Molecule: messenger RNA, 3061 nt
Organism: Porites evermanni
Lineage: Eukaryota; Metazoa; Cnidaria; Anthozoa; Scleractinia; Poritidae
Source: the annotation of a GenBank genome assembly